Molecule: messenger RNA, 351 nt
Organism: Oxyura jamaicensis (ruddy duck)
Lineage: Eukaryota; Metazoa; Chordata; Aves; Anseriformes; Anatidae
Product: gallinacin-7-like
Exons: 3
Coding region: 29-229 (66 amino acids)
Biological process (GO): cell chemotaxis; defense response to bacterium
Cellular component (GO): extracellular region
Molecular function (GO): CCR6 chemokine receptor binding; chemoattractant activity
Source: RefSeq, a predicted model, not a curated record
AUAAAGACUUCACAGCUCAGCAGUGGCCAUGAGGAUCCUUUACCAGCUCCUGGCUGUCCUCUUCAUGGUGCUCCAAGGGGUUGCAGGUCAGCACUUUAUCCCUAGGCCAGCCGACCCUUGUGUACUCCAAAAUGGAAUCUGCUUUCCGGGGAUAUGUCGGCGGCCAUAUUACUGGGUUGGAACGUGUCGUAAUGGAGGUUCCUGCUGUGUGAGGGGGUGGAGGCACUGAUGACUCCCUGGAUUCUCCUUGGAAAUCCUUUCUGCAUCUACCUAGUGGCCUCUCAAUCACCCUGACCCCAUCACUCCUGGUGGCACCAAAUCUUGCUCUCACAACUUUCCUUUGCACUGAAG